AUGAAGUUUUCAAAUUUGUUAUACUUUUUCCAGCGAUUCAACAAAAACAAGAAGCAAAAAGUAACCACCAUUGAGGUUACAUACCAACCUUCUUCUGUUCCCUCAAAAUCCAUUUUGAUGAAUUCUGAACAAUUAAAGCCUAGCACAUCCCAUGUUCACUUUGAUGAAAGUCCUACUUCUUCUGUUUGCCCUCUAUUUUCGACACUCACUAAGACGACAUCUUAUACCUCUGAUUCCUCUGGCCAAUCUUAUGCUCAUUCGAUUCAAGACCAAGAUUGGAUUUUGCACCAUACUCGGUUUAUAAGUGCAUCGGGUGUAUAUCUUGACAAUUCUGUUCGUCCUUUGUUGCGUCUUAUUGAAUCUGGAGAUGAGUUUGAGAAGUUUUUGGGAUUUGCUCGCCGCGCAGCUAUUCGACUUAAAGACACGUCUUGUUAUAGUCCUAAACAAACGCGGAUUAAUGUUUAUUACAAGCAGAAGUUUGAUGAAUACAAUGAAUUUGUGAGAGCACAUUCGUUUAAAAUGGCCUCGGGUUCCGAGAUUACAGUUGUUUUUGAACUUGUACUUUUGCCACAAGCUGAUGUUGAUGAAGACAAUGAGUACAAAGAUGAGCCAAGCGAAAAUGGUGACUAUAAGGAUGAAGAUGAGGAUGAAGAUGAGGAUGAAGAUGAGAGUGAAGAUGGAAAUGAGGAUGAGGAUGAGGAUGAGGAUGAAAACGAAAAAGAAAAUGAAGAAGAAGAAAUUGUUUAUGAGGAACCAUUUGGUGAAGAUGAUGAGUCAAAUAUUUCAGAUCCCUUGAGUACCCAGACUCAAUAUUGGACUAGUGAGAACAGUUCUGAUGGUGAGACUCAAGUGGGGUAUGAAUGGCUUUACUCUGAUGUUGAAGAAGAAGUUGAAGCAGAAGUAGACUCUAUGUGCUCUACAUGUGCAAGUCUAAAUCUUAAUUCAAGUUCCAGUGACGUAUCAAGUGAUAUGUUGAGUGAAGAGGAAUCAACACAUAGUGUCGAGGAAGAAGACGAAUCUACGGAUGGAACUCUUCAUGCUUCAGAAGCCAAUACUAAUGAACCAAUUUCAAGUUUGUCAAAUAAGCAAUCUGAAGAAGAAGUUCAGGAACAAGCUACAGAGGCUAACCACUAUCGGUUGCCGAUAACUCCAGCCGAUUUGUUGGGUAUAAACAUGAAUGUUGAAGGACGUCGAAGAGAUGAAGCCGAAAAGGAACUCAUGUCUGAGGAGUUUUUGGGAGGCCCUGAGCCCAGCUGGGUCACUGAAAUUUACCGCUGA
Molecule: messenger RNA, 1278 nt
Organism: Magnusiomyces paraingens
Lineage: Eukaryota; Fungi; Ascomycota; Dipodascomycetes; Dipodascales; Dipodascaceae
Exons: 1
Coding region: 1-1278 (425 amino acids)
Source: RefSeq, a predicted model, not a curated record